Messenger RNA from Rotaria sp. Silwood2, 942 nucleotides. The record is from the annotation of a GenBank genome assembly. NCBI's taxonomy places the organism in Eukaryota, Metazoa, Rotifera, Eurotatoria, Philodinida, Philodinidae.
AUGAAUGCAGUUUAUAAUAUUGUUGCACGCGAUCCAAAUACCCAGAUUUAUACACUUUAUCGUCGUCGAUUUUAUGUUCUUGCUAUUUUUUCGUUUCUUUCUUUUAAUCAAUGUGCUUUUUGGAUCACAUUCUCUCCUAUUUCACCAAGCACUCAAAUUUUUUAUGGAAUUUCAUCAUCAACUGUCGAUUAUCUUCUGAAUUGGGGGCCAAUCGUAUUUAUUCCUUGUCUUCCACUUGCCUAUCUUCUCCUCAACAGAAAAAAUGGUUUUCGACUUAUUAUGAUCAUUACAACAAUCAUCUCCAUUGUGGCCACUCUUGUUCGUAUCAUACCUUUGAUCUUUAUCUCUCCGUCCCAUCCGCAAUUUAGAACUAUCUCUGUUCUCUUUCUUCAUGUUGGCCAGAUUCUUAAUGCUGCUUGUGGUCCUUUAGUAAUGGCGCCCGUUUCUCAAUUGUCAUGUCUUUGGUUUAGUCCCAAUGAGAGAACACGUGCGACCACAGUCGCUAUCAUGGUAAACACCUUCGGUGCAACUAUAAGUUUUCUUAUCAAUCCAUCAAUUGUCGCCCGUCCUACGAAUAUACCUUACCUGUUAUACUUUCAUUUCGCUUUAGCACUUUUAGUUGCCAUUCCCGCUCUCAUAUAUUUUCCUGCUGAACCACCAACAGCUCCAUCAGCUGCGGCUGAGUUACUCAUGGGUGGAAAAGAGAAUAACACCGAUUCAGGCUUGAAAGCUUACAUAAAAGGUCUUCAACAAUGUGCUACUAACCGGUCAUUUGUUCUACUUGUAACUGUUGGAGGCCUGAUGACAGGAACUUUUGGACUGUGGACAGGAUUAUUUUCUACAAUUCUCGCUUUUGAGAAUUAUUCUGAAAAACAGGCUGGUAAGUUUCGUCGGUUUCUUUUUCUAGGUUUACUUUAUCUUGAUAUGCAUGGAUUUAUGUGA